Anopheles gambiae (African malaria mosquito) is the source of this 2008-nucleotide messenger RNA. RefSeq names its product dnaJ homolog subfamily C member 11. The coding region runs from base 134 to 1816 and encodes 560 amino acids. The record is from RefSeq and is a predicted model, not a curated record. The transcript has 6 exons. NCBI's taxonomy places the organism in Eukaryota, Metazoa, Arthropoda, Insecta, Diptera, Culicidae. Gene Ontology annotation, biological process: cristae formation.
GCCAAAAUAAUCUGGCCACACUGGUGGUGCUAUCGUGAAACUUCGUCAGCAGCUGUUUUCCUUCGAAACUUCUCCUGCCGCUCACAUUGUUUACAAGUAUUUUUCCAAUCGCUCGUAAUUCUACCAAUUUACAAUGGAUGAUAAUGAAGAUUUGGAUUAUGUGGAGGAAGAUUACUAUGCCACCCUAAAUUUACCUCGUAGUGCUACGCAAGAGGAAAUCAGUAAAGCGUAUCGUAAUUUGAGCAAAAUUUUCCAUCCCGACAAACACGGCAAUGGCGAAAACAAGCAGAAAGCCGAACUCAUGUUCAAUCGGACCAAGAAGGCAUAUGAGGUAUUGUCCGACCCACACCAACGUGCCAUCUAUGACUCGCUCGGCGUUAAAGGUCUCGAAACCGAGGGAUGGGAAAUUGUGCAUCGAACGAAAACACCGAAUGAAAUUCGUGAAGAAUACGAACGGCUAGCUCAAGAACGUGAGGAACGCCGGCUGCAGCAGAAAACGAACCCGAGGGGAAACAUUUCGGUGCAUAUCAAUGCGACCGACUUUUUUAGUCGCUACGAUGAUGAAUACUACGAUACUGGAUUGCUACCGUCGAUCGAGGUAUCCGGCAUGAGUAUGUCCCAAUCGAUCGAGGCUCCAUUAUCGCGAACAGAGAUUGCAACGUUAUCCGGAAGUCUCCACCUGCAGAAUGGCGUGGGUAGUGGGAAUUUCCUGCUCUCCGGGAAAAGGUUGAUCAACAAGGGAUGGUUCGAAGUUGAUUGCGGUGCAGGCAAUGGGCCAGUGUUGGGUGCGAAGGGCUCACGAAACCUAACCAAUAGAAUAUUCCUUACCGGUGGAACAACGUUCCAUUUUCGACCGAACGCUAUCAUACCAGGAUUGAGCGGGACUAUGGCUAUUCAGCUCGAUAAGAACACUUUGGGGUAUCUAACGUAUAAUGCUGGCCUGCAAAGCUCUAUGUCGACUGUCGUGGAAAGGAACAUGGAAAAGUAUCAUUGCAAUCUAACAAUUACGCUGGGUAUUCCUCACUGCUAUAUAGCUGCCGCUUACACGAGAAAACUUUUAGAACAAGGCCUAAAGCUGAGAGUGGCACUAAAAGGUGGAACAUUUGGCUUCUUGUCUGAAUGUGGCGCAGAAAAGAAAGUAUCUAAGUACAGUUCGGUAUCGGCGACCGUAUGCGUUGGUGUUCCAUCCGGUGUGACGCUUAAAAUUAAGGUCGUUCGUUCGACGCAAACGUAUCUGUUUCCCAUCCACCUUUGCGAAGAAAUUAUACCCGCUGCCGUGUUUUACGCUACUGUAACACCGCUGGUAACGUAUUUUGUUCUGAAAAAGAUGCUCUUCGAUCCAAUGAAUGAGGCAACGAAGCAGAAAAACAUUGAACGGGUGAAAGAGACCAACAGUGCUCGGAUGGCGGAAAAGCGAAGGGAGGCAGAAUCGGCCAUUUCCCUGAUGGGUGCAUUGUUUGAGCGCAUUCGCAAAGACGAACUGAAACGGCAAGGUUUGAUUAUCGUGUCUGCAUUGUAUGGCAAAUUUUCGGACGCUGAAAACGUGUCAUUAGAAGAGGCAGACGAUAUGGGUUUUGUGCACCAGAAUCCGCUAGUGAUUGAUGUUCGAAUUCCUUUGCAGUGUUUGGUGAAAGAUUCGCAAUUGACUUUGUAUUCGUCUAGCAAGAGCGAAUUGCCCGGAUUCUAUGAUCCAUGCUUCGGCGAAGAAAAGCAGCUUAAAAUUGAUUACGAGUUCAGAAAUAACUCCUACAGCUCAGUGUUUUCCGACACGGACCCCGUUCGUCUUCCGAUAGUAACGAACGAGGCAGAACAAUAAGCCAAAAACUUUUAAAGGCAUCGAAUGAAGUGAGCAAUAAUGGCAACACGAACAGCUUUGUUUACGAUUAUUUAGUCUCCACGGUAGAGAUAUGGAUUGCGAUUUUUAGUGCGUCGUAGAUACAAAUUUGUUGUUUAACCAAACAGAGAAUAGCAAACGAGCGGCUAAAGCUUACAAGAGUGUUAACCAAAA